Molecule: messenger RNA, 1223 nt
Organism: Owenia fusiformis
Lineage: Eukaryota; Metazoa; Annelida; Polychaeta; Sabellida; Oweniidae
Source: the annotation of a GenBank genome assembly
CUCAUUUGAAAAGUUUCAGUGUCACUUCAAAUUAAUCUUGACCCUGCAUCAAUAGCAAUUUUUGAGAAAAAUCCAGUAAUAACUCCUGGGAGAUAAUUUAUACAUGCCAUUUGGCGAACAAAUUUGGUGAUGUGGUUUGGUGAUUGCUAACUCGUUCGGUAUUUUAACGCAUCAGCACUGUACAGGUGCGCGUGACGUCACUACUAGGUAACCAAAUAAACAAGAUGGCAGGUGAAGAAGCAGAAAAAUCACAGCCUGAUGACCAUAUGGCAGAGAAUGGGAAGACAGCUGAAAAGACUGGAGAAAAGAAAAAGUCUGAAAUGAAGAGAGAGAAAACCUGUACCACUAUUAAUGCAGGAUUUCGACGGACACCCGAAGAACAGGAUCUAGCAUAUGAACUCAAAGCACAGAUGAUGAGAAAUCUCGAUAUACAAAAUGCAAAAUUGAAAACUGAAUUAACCCUACAUCAAAGACUAGAGGAAUCUAAAUUACUGUACAAAAGGAAUAGGAAACUGCAAGAUGAGUCCAAUAUGUCAAGGGUUAAUGCAAUUAAACUCAUGAAGAUGUAUGAGAGGAAGGCCAACAUAGCAUAUAACAAACUAGAUGAUCUUGAGAAAGAGAUGGUCCGUACUCAAGAACUGGCCACCAGGGUGAGCCAUGAGCUAGAGGCAAGCCAGGCUGGGCAAGAACAGAGAUCCUCACCACGAAACGAGAAGUCAGAAGGAAAGAAAACACCACCCUCUACCUCUCCACAUCAUAAACACACUACUCCAAUAAGACCCGAAGAUGUCAAAAGAAAAAAUGAGAUUUUACUAGCUGAUAAUGAUAAACUACGAAUUGAAAUUCAAAGAUUAAAGAGAGAUAAUGCUGAACUAAUCAAGAAAGCCAAACAUGCACAAUCUGAUAGAGACCAAGCCUUGCAUGCUCUGGGCACAAGUGAAGCAGCAAGAUCAGAUCUGAUGAAGCGACUAGACAAAGAGCGCAAGAGCAAGAAGAAGCUUGACACGUGUAUCACAAGGCAGGCCUCAGAGUGGAUACAAAACAGGAAAACGGUGCUUCAACUUGAGGAAGAGGACAGAUUUGACUCUGUCAAUGCAGUACCUCCAUUAGGGGCAGAUAAGAGGACCUAUGUGCACCCCACCCAGAAAAAUGUCUACCAGCCUCGUAAAAUGGUCCCAGUACAAGACUACAGCUCAGCCAACCAAGGCAACACUGAUCACUGA